UAUCAAGUCAACCAUUCAAAGAAGACGUAGCUUGAUAAGAUAAGAUAAUAAAGUAGACUUUAACCAGGUAAAGAUAUCAUACACGAAUCAUUUUAUACUUCCCAGUUUCGUUAACCGUACACAGUCGUCAUAAUGCCACCUUAUAGAUGGGUCCAACCAAGUCCACAUCGUUCAUUUCCUGACAUGGCUGUACGCGGUGGUCGUGACCAAGAUGGCAGUCCAAUAUUCGUUGGCAGAGCAUUUCACGAAGGGGAUAUGAUACCUGCCAAAGUUAUUCCAGAUAAAUGUGUCGCUUAUGUCGCCUAUAACGGAGAAGAGCAUGCGAAAGAUGAUUAUGAGAUUUUAUGUUACGGUGAUUUUGCCUGGGAAUUCUCAAGUAAUGGUUCAAUUCCACCAGGCGCUUUGGUGGCUGGACAAACAAGUGAGGGUGAACCAUUAUUCGUAGGACGGGUACUUCAUAAUGGUUCACAGACGAUUGGCAAGAUCCAGGCCAGUCAUGGAUGUCUUUAUAUUCCAUUCGACGGCGAGGAACUCUCCUUCACAGACUACGAGGUGCUCGUCGCUCAUUACGUUAUAACUAUGGCAGGUGAGUGUCGAACAAUUGAUUUUAAUCGAUACUUUAAUUUUGUUUCACUAAGAAUUUAUACCUUAUUUUUUGCAUUGGGGAUUCCUAUAAUUUCCAAAAUUUAUUACAUCGAAUUGCAAUUUUACCAAAAUUCCAAACAGAUGAUUUCUCAAAUUAGUAGUUUUUUUUUUUUAAGAAUCUGGAUUAUUGUACAUUCAGGUAGUCCAUUCGCAGCACCUAGUCAAAUAGCAGUCCAUCAUCAAAUCAUUGAAAAUAAAGAUAUUCAAUUUGGUUGGACUAGAUUUUUUCGUUCAAGUCGCCCUUUUGACUACAUACAUAAGACAGAAUUCAAAUGCCAUGGGAUCCAUUACUUAUUUAACUUCAGAUAUCACAGCAAAAUAUUCGAACUCAAGUGGGUACAUGGAAGAUCAUUAUACAUACCGGACGGUGCAGUACGAGGUGGAACUGACAUUGACGGUACUGAAAUUUUUGUUGGCCGAGCAAAUCAUGAGGGUGAAAUGAUUCCAGCCAAGGUCAUCCCCUCUAAGGACGUUGCAUAUGUCUGUUGGGGUGGCGACGAGCAUGCAAAACGCGACUACGAGAUUUUAUGCCAAAAAGUAUUUCGUUGGAUACCUUCGAACGACGGUCAUAUUCCUGAGAAUGCAGUAAGUACUGGCUACACCCCCGAUGGAGAACCCCUCUACGUAGGUCGGACGUUUCACGAAGGAAGUCUCACUGUUGGCAAGGUACAAUCGAGCCACAGCUGCCUGUACAUUCCAUUCGAUGGUAAAGAAGUGUCGUACAACGAAUACGAAGUUUUGAUUCUUGACUAAGAAUAAAAAUAACACAAUUCUAAAUAACAAUCGUAUUAAUCAAAUUUGUAACGAAAAAUAAAUAAUCACUGAAAUUUAUAUGAAAA
Messenger RNA from Cephus cinctus (wheat stem sawfly), 1484 nucleotides. RefSeq lists its product as uncharacterized. The transcript has 9 exons. Lineage: Eukaryota; Metazoa; Arthropoda; Insecta; Hymenoptera; Cephidae. Bases 133 to 1398 code for a protein of 421 amino acids. The record is from RefSeq and is a predicted model, not a curated record.